This is a messenger RNA of Achroia grisella, 4486 nucleotides long. It is a transcript of the gene Cap-D2, whose product is annotated as condensin complex subunit 1. The coding region runs from base 172 to 4356 and encodes 1394 amino acids. Gene Ontology annotation, cellular component: condensed chromosome, centromeric region; nucleus. Gene Ontology annotation, biological process: mitotic cell cycle; meiotic chromosome condensation; mitotic chromosome condensation. Gene Ontology annotation, molecular function: histone binding. The transcript is spliced from 21 exons. The record is from RefSeq and is a predicted model, not a curated record. NCBI's taxonomy places the organism in Eukaryota, Metazoa, Arthropoda, Insecta, Lepidoptera, Pyralidae.
UGAAAUUAUGUUGUCUGUUAUUUAUCGUCCCGCGUUAUUGUAAUGUUAAUAUUUAUCUUAAUGAAAACAAAUAUUGUUUGUUUUUUGUUAUUACAAUUACUGUAAUUUUUGACAUAGAAAUUCUUUCAUUUAUAACUAUUUUGUAAAGUGUAUAUAAAAGCUCACUGAAAAAUGAGUCACUUUGAAUUUGCUAUACCACUGCAAAAAGAUGAGUUAUUGGAGUCCCAUGCAGGACAAUAUCACGUCGAAGAUGUGGUUCAACCACGUCUUCUCUUAUCCAAACUUCAAGAUGCUGCUCGUGCUUACAACUCUGAUGGUGUGGAGUACAUAUUGGAACACUUUGAUACCUACUUUUCUAUAAUAGUUCAUGGCAAUAAACUGGAAUGGAACAUCAUUAAUAAAGGUUUUGACCAUGUUGUUCGAGCUGCAAAAAACCUUUGCAACCACCUUGAAGCCAUAUUUCAGGACCAAGAAAUUGAUAAUGAUGUUCGUGUCAAGAACCUUAACAUACUCAAAAUGUCCAUGUAUCUUUUUACACAAUUAAUGAAGACAAAAGACGCAAAGUUAGCUGCCGAUAACUCAACAAAAUUAACAUUAGGUAAGAAAGGCAAAAAGGCAACAGAUGAUGAUGAGUUUUGUGGGUGGACUGAAUCAGAUAAGCAGGCUGCUCUUGUUGCUUUACAUUUAGUACUUCAGCAACCAUUGUCUCGCUUAUGGGACCCACCACUCGCUGAAGACAACUUUGUCUCAAUGGUAGCAGACCCCUGUUACAAUGCUCUAGAGGAACAAAUAAUAAAAAAUAAAGUAAUCAGAGAAACAGUGUUUCAAGUCCUAGGUGUCUUAAUUAAAAAAUACAAUCAUGGAACAUCCUGCCUGAUAAAACUAGUGCAGAUUCUUCAAAUGGUGGAGCAUGCUGUGUCUCCAAUAUGUGCAGGAGUAGUACAAUUGACCAAAGAAUUUGGUCUCGGUACUUUUGGACCACAAAUGGUUCGAGAAAUUGCUGAAGCAUUAGCAUCAACUGAUGAAGAAAAUGCAGGUGGUGGCACGGAGCAAGGUGCUGCAAAGAACUGUGGCGCAUUUCUGUUGGAACUCACAAAAGAGCUUCCCAAAGAAAUGACUGGUGCAAUUGCUACUAUUCAACCAUACUUGGAAAGUGAUGAGUCCUACACUCUCCGCAUCAGUGUGCUGGGCAUGAUGUGCGAGGUUCUAAGCGUUGAGCUCAGCGGCGAGGGAUUAACUGACGAGCAACGCUGCCAACGGGACGACUUCCUUGAUGACCUCUAUGAACACUUGCACGAUCUCUCCGCUUACGUCAGACACAAGGUGCUACAAUUCUGGUGUCGUCUGCAGCGUGAAAACUGCGUACCGGUGAGCAGGCAACGUACCGUGCUUGAGCGCGCCAUCGGCCGUUUACGGGACAAAGCCGCGCUCGUUAGAAAAGCCGCUAUUCAACUUCUCAAAGUUUUCUUAGAAUGUAACCCCUUUUCGGCACAAUUGAAAUUGGAAAUGCUAGAAGAACAACUACAAACUGAAGAGAAAAUAUUGGAGGCACUCCAGAAAAAGCUCAAUCCAGGGCCGGACCCAGAACUAGUAAAGAAAUGGGACAAAAUAGAAAAGGAUGUGGUUAAGACCAUAAAAGAAAAGAUGGAUAUUUUGACCCAAGAUGAGCCAGAGCUUUCACAGGCGUCAGUGCAUAACUUAUAUGAAGCAAUACGGAAACAUCUGCGUGAUAAGGAUUAUUACAAAGCCUACCUUAUUGUGAAACAUACUGAGCGACAAUAUCCAGAUGCAAAACUUUUGAGAUGCGACAUGGAGAAAAGUGAUCAGGUAGACUACUUCGUUGCUUUGUUAAGAAAUAUCUUCAUUAUUCCGGAUCGAAGAAAUUCGAUUUCUCAAACACAGCAGUGUGAGAAUGAAAUAGCGUUAUACAAGAGAUUUGAAGAGAAGGAGAACAUAGUAGCAUUCCUUCAGGAGUCAGUACACUUCAGUCGCAUGGUGUCUGAAGCCGUACCUCUAAUAAAUUCACUACUGAUGUCGAAACAGGCCGGCGACGUCAGUGAGGCGAUAGACUUCUUCACUACAGCUCAUCAUUUCAACAUAGAAUCGGCUAAAACUGGAGUUGUUAAUAUGUUAAUGCUUGUAUGGUCGCCAGAUCAGGACAAGCGCGAGGCGGUGGAGCGCGCGUACCGCAGCAUGUACGUGGAAGACGAGGCGCGCGCGGAACGUGCACGAGCCUUCGCGGCCGCGCGACGAUUGGCCGCCCUCGUUACCAGGAUCGACGCUGGCGCCGCACUCGCUCUCGCUCACCUUGUUGACCUGUGGCUAGAGCGAGGUGAUAUCUCACCCGCCGUUAUACAGGUAUUCUGGGAAAUGUUUCUUAAAAAAAUUGAUGGAACCACUGACAUGGAAAGUUACGCGGCGCUGUCGCUUCUCGUGAUGAUUGCUAAAGCUAAACCGUCAGUUGCGCUUGCAAACCUGGAAGUUAUACAAUCACACGGCCUCACCGCCGAGUAUGAUUAUAGAAACUUAAGUGUGCAACUACUUUUGUCCCUGGCAAAGAAGAAUCAGCGUUAUCCCGCAGAUCAUUCUAUAUUUACUUCCGUAUACGACAGCCUGCUCGAAACGUACUCAAGAAUGAAUAAGUUCAUGUCAUUUGCAGCUAAUUCAAUAGAUUUGUUUUAUACUGUUUGUGAUACGCCAGAUGUUAUAUGUGCAAAGUUAUUAGCAGAAAUGUACAGGAAAAUAGAAGAAACAAUGGUCAAAGAUAUGGAUAAUGAAGAAGAGGCCAGUUUACCCACAGAGUUACUGAUACGGUUCGUGUUUGUUUUGGGUCAAGUGGCACUACAGCAGUUGAUAUAUCUUGACAUAAGCGUGUACAGCGAACUCAGAAGACGAAAUCAGGUGCGAGAGGAACGAAAAAUAGAAGAAAAGAAGAAAAAGAAGGCGGGUACAUUUGCAACCCCAGCCAGGCGCGGGCGGGUCGAUGACCUGCGACGUCAGACGUUGAUGAACGUCAGCGGUGCCAGCGCUUCGUCGCGAGGGCAGCGGGCUGCCAGUGUCGCCUCCAACAAGGGACCCUCCACUAACACUACUAUGACUGAAGAGGAUACGGGGUUAGAAGGGGCAGUAGCUGAUGACGCAGACGCAGAAUAUGUUCGCAACGUGUGCGAGCGAGACAUUGUGGGUACUGGUACAACACUGUCUCGCUACUUACCGCUGCUUCGUUGGCUGCUUGCUAACCCCGCACGCUGUACACCGGCGCUUCAAGCUGCAGCCGCGCUAACAUUCACUAGGUUCAUGUUAGUCUCGAAUUCAGUGUGUGAAGAAGGAUUGCAGCUGAUGGUUACUGUAUUGAAGAGAUCAAAGAACGCGUCUCUCAGGACCAACCUGACCAUAGCAUUUGCAGAUCUUACUUUAAGGUUUCCCAAUCUGACACAACCUUGGACACAUCAUAUUUAUCAUAUUUUAAGUGACGAAGAGCUAGAAGUGAGGCAGUGUGCCGUUAAAAUGCUGUCAUUCCUCGUGCUUCAUGAGAUGGUACGUGUAAAAGGUCAAAUCGCAGAUAUGGCACUGUGUUGCGCCGACAAAGACCCGCGUGUUGCAAACAUGACACGUUUAUUUUUCAAACAACUCUCCCAAAAGGGUAACGCUUUAUACAACGUGAUGCCUGACAUCAUAUCAAGGUUGAGCGAUCCAGAAUUGAAUGUACCCGAGGAACAAUACCGGGUGAUUAUGAAGUACAUAACGUCUCUAAUUCAGAAAGAUCGCCAAAUGGAGGCUUUAGUGGAAAAAUUAUGUCAGCGUUUCAAAUUGUCUACUGAAGAACGACAAUGGCGAGAUCUGGCUUAUUGCCUCUCCUUGUUCAACUACAACGAGCGAUCGCUCCGCAAACUCAUAGAGAACUUGGAUUGUUAUAAAGACAAACUACACUGUAAUGGAGUCAUGGAAUGUUUUACAACACUCAUGAAUAAUACGUCUAAAAUGGCACGAAAUGACAUAAAGACAUUGGUAACGGAACUGAGUGAUAAAAUCGAGGAGUGCUUCGCUGUUCGCGAUGGGGAAGAAGGAGAGAUGGACUCGGGGGCGGGGGUGGGGCCGGGCGCCCCCCGCGCCACCCCGCGCCGCCGCCCCGCGCCGCGCCGCGCUCGUCGCAGAUCUUCCAGCAGCCCAGACGAGAAUGAACCACCAAACAAUGAUGCAACACCUCAGUCAGUCAGAAAAUCAAGCAGAAAACCCACAAGAACUAAAAAGGCUGUAUCAUAUGAGAGUGAUGAAUCAGAUGACGAGCCACAAAAACAAGAAGAUGACGUAUUUAAAAAACCUACCAAAAAAGCAACACGACGACGAAAAUUAUAGAAAGUAUCAAUAUUAUUGUUACGUGUAAUGAGAUAAUUGAGAAAAAUCUAAAUGAUUAAAUAAUUUAACAUUGUCAGUAUUUUUUUUAAUAAGAAUUUAUAAUUAAUGCUUUGAAAACCACUAAGCUACU